Anopheles aquasalis is the source of this 1019-nucleotide messenger RNA. It is a transcript of the gene mRpL2, whose product is annotated as mitochondrial ribosomal protein L2. Gene Ontology annotation, biological process: mitochondrial translation. Lineage: Eukaryota; Metazoa; Arthropoda; Insecta; Diptera; Culicidae. Gene Ontology annotation, molecular function: structural constituent of ribosome; RNA binding. Gene Ontology annotation, cellular component: mitochondrial large ribosomal subunit; ribosome. The record is from RefSeq and is a predicted model, not a curated record.
AAUUGCGUAAACACAAACCUCUGUAAUUAACUUGCGAGCGCUCGCUGCAAAAAUGGCCAAUUUGGCUAAGUUAUUUCAACGAAUUGCGAUUUCCACCGUGACGAAAGAUGUGCGCCAGACCGCCGUUCGACCCAUAUCACUGGAGAGUCUGGAGCGAUACCUAAACAAACCGAAACCCGGUACGGGAAAAGCGUACCGGCGCAUCGUUCACUACCCGGACGAGUACACCGUGGAGCCGCUGAACGUAACGAACCUCGCCGGUCGAGAUCCCGAAACUGGCAGGUUGAUCGCGAAAGGUAUCGGCGGUGGUAUCAAGCACAAAUAUCACUGGAUUAAAUGGGUACGAGAUGGACCGAGUGAAGGACCGCCGCAAGUGGAGAAGGUGAUCGAUGUGAUCGAUGAUGGGUGCCGCACGGCCAAGGUUGCGCUGGUAGCGGUGGGCAACGAAAUGAAAUACAUCCUGGCGACGGAAAACAUGAAACCGGGAGACUUGAUCAAAACAUCUCGCUUCAUCCCCCGAAUACCCGUCCGUGCGAACGAAGGUGAUGCGUAUCCGCUCGGUGCCUUGCAGGUAGGAACCCAGAUUCACUGCUUGGAAAAGUACCCUGGCCAGUCCUGCCAUCUGAUCCAUGCCGCCGGAUCCUACGGAACGAUUUUGCGCAAGUUUGGCGAUCUCGUCGUGGUGCAGUUACCGUCGAAGCAAGAGUUUGCCUUCCAGCAAACCUGCAUGGCCACCGUAGGCCGUCUGUCGAAUGUGGCUCACGCCAAGACCCCCAUUGGUUCGGCACAGAAGAAUCGCGAGCUAGGAAACCGACCGCGGUCGGGACUUUGGCAGCGAAAGGAUGGCCGUCAUGGGCGUAAGAUUCGACGGUUGCCACCGAUGCGAGUGAUUCCGGAACCGUCCGAAAAGGCGCCGGCACCGCUAAAGCUCACACUGAAACUGUAGUGCUGCAUACAUCCGCCGAAUCGGCCACUAGAGCAGUGCUAAGGAUUAGAAAUACAGUCCUCAUUGAAACGUU